Messenger RNA from Exserohilum turcica Et28A, 1353 nucleotides. RefSeq lists its product as uncharacterized. Gene Ontology annotation, cellular component: cytoplasm; actin filament. The coding region runs from base 1 to 1353 and encodes 450 amino acids. Gene Ontology annotation, molecular function: actin binding; microtubule binding. The transcript has 3 exons. Lineage: Eukaryota; Fungi; Ascomycota; Dothideomycetes; Pleosporales; Pleosporaceae. The record is from RefSeq and is a predicted model, not a curated record. Gene Ontology annotation, biological process: actin filament polymerization.
AUGGAUGAGGAUCUAGUCCUCGUCGAUAGGGGUCCUUCGAUGAACAUAAUCUCAUCGCUCAUAGAGCCCCCCUCGCCCGAGCCGCCAUCUCCUGACACGAAAACCCCCGAGUCUUCUUCUGAAGAUGAUCAGGUUAUCGAAUCAAGCCAUGGACACCACCGUGCACCUGGGAAAUAUGUCCAAUUUCCCAUAGCUUCAGGCAUGGGAAUGAGCCCAGUCUCAACGACAAGUGUUUUGAGCAUCGACACUCCUGGCUUCAUGCACUUGUGUUAUGGCGCAGAAGUGAGGCGGGAUGAUCCAUACCUAGGCAGCUGUGGUCCAAAAGCAAAGAAAGGGUUAAAGGAGGACGAUGCCAACACAGAACUUUGUGGAAAAGAACAUGAUCCUAUGAAGAAAAGUCACCCUGAAAUGACAGUAAGCAAAGGAACCGCUAUUCGAUGUGCCAGGCGCCUGAGUUCCACGAAUUUCCAUCUUCCACCCCCUCCACCUCCUCCACCGCCUAUGGGGUUUCAGACCUCUUUCCCCCCUUUCUCUUCUCCACCACCACCGCCGCCUCCGCCUCCACCUCCACCACCUCCACCGCCGCCGCCACCACCGCCUCCCUCGCAAAUGGAGUCUCCUUUUUUCCCCAUAACCGAGGUUGUUACCGCACACCAACUCAUAACUACGCACACGUCAAACGACUACAACGAUGUGGAAAGUCGUUUUAUUAGGAUCAUUCCGUUCCGACGCAACAUUAUUCGCAUGCGACACCCAGCCCACGCGGUCGACUUCAAAGAGUAUGAGUGGCUUCUACGAUUCUGCAACACAGAGGUGUGGUACGAGAAGCCAGGCAGGACGCAAUUGAGGAAAAUGAGGAUCCCCGAAAUGGUGCAGUGCACUGAAGAAAGAAUCAGCCCGAUGCCGCAAGCCAUGCCGAUCAGCCUCGAGACCCCCAAAGUAUGGGCAUCGGCUGCUCUUACUACACCCGUGGACGAAGCUGUGCGCCAGGCAAUGGUUCCAAUGGGCAGCGCAAGCCUGCACUUUGCUCGUCAGCAAAUGAAAGCGCUCAAGAGCACAUCGCUGGUCUACUGCGUGGUGAUUACAACCUACCACACCGAAGGCAUCAUGUACCAAGGAACGCAACACGGUGGACGCCAGAUCUACAAACUAAUCAAGUGCGGGAGCCGUGAGGCGGCUAUCAUGGAAGCCUUCCAUGCAGCUGGCAUGAACGGCUGGAACGUCGCUUUCUCGUGCGUGAUGAGGCUUGGCGAGGAUUUCGAAGAAAGAUGUGGGAAGGCGAAGCAAAUCGAGCGGCUCUGGGAGCUGGGGCUGGAGGAGCAUGCUGGAGACGAAAUUCGCGUCUUCUACUAG